Molecule: messenger RNA, 2046 nt
Organism: Vitis riparia (riverbank grape)
Lineage: Eukaryota; Viridiplantae; Streptophyta; Magnoliopsida; Vitales; Vitaceae
Product: G-type lectin S-receptor-like serine/threonine-protein kinase At4g03230
Exons: 6
Coding region: 459-1115 (218 amino acids)
Biological process (GO): protein phosphorylation
Molecular function (GO): ATP binding; protein kinase activity
Source: RefSeq, a predicted model, not a curated record
UUUUUGCAGAAUCAACGGUAAGGAGUUGUGAAACCUGUGGCUCAAACAAGAUUCCUUAUCCUCUAAGCACUGGAUCAAAGUGUUGUGACCCCAUGUACUCCAGUUUCAGUUGUGACAAUGUCACAGGCCAAGUCUUGUUCAAGGUAGCCGAGAGUGGCUACCGAGUAAGUAGCAUCAAUCCACAGGCUUCAAAAUUUGUAAUCCAACUGAAAUCUGAAGAGAUGAAAUAUGCAGAUUGUAGUUCUCGGAGUCUCAUCGCCCAAAUUCCACUACCAGACCCGCCUUUUCACAUGACUGGGGCUUGCAAUGCCUCAGAAACUGACAAACUUAGCUCCAAGAUGUCAUUGAAAAAUAGUGUUGAAAUAGAAAUCAGUUGGGAUCGACCUCCAGAGUCUGUGUGUACCUCACAAGCAGAUCGUAAGGAUCGACCUAAUUGAACCUGCAAAACACGAGAUGACAUGAGAAAGUGCUUUUGCAAUGAAAACUUCAAAUGGGAUGGCUCCAGUUUAAAUUGCACACAAGAAUAUGGCAAUCUUGCCAAGACUCCAAAACCUGCUAAUCAGAAGCCGUUAUUAUCAUAUCUGGCAAUUGUGGUAGGCAUACCAAUUGCUGUUGCGCUAGUUGCACUUGUAUGCAUCAUUGGUUAUAUGACUUAUUUGUGCAAAAAAGCCAUCACAAACAGGAAAGGGUCUUCUAUGCAAAAUCUUCUGUUUUUGAGUUCAGAAAACAGAACAACUCCUGCAGUUCACUUGUAUGAUAGUGAGAGGGGUGCGAAACACUUAAUAGACUCAGAGCAAUUCAGAGAAGAAGAUAAGAAAGGAAUUGAUGUAUCGUUUUUCCACUUAGAAGACAUACUGGCUGCUACAAAUAACUUUUUAGAUGCAAAUAAGCUUGAACAAGGGGGUUUUGGGCCAAUUUACAAGGGCAAGUUUCCAGAAGCGCAAGAGAUUGUGGUAAAGAGACUCUCAAGAGCUUCAGGACAAGGCCCCAAGGAAUUUAAGAAUGAGGUGUUAAUUGCCAAACUUCAGCAUCAGAACAUGUUUAGACUUUUGGCUAUUGUAUUGAAGGAGAUAAGAAGAUCUUACUCUAUGAAUAUAUGUCCAACAAAAACUUAGACUCCUUCAUAUUUGGUUUGUCUCUAAACCUGCCUAAAAGUCCUUUGCUUUUUUCUGGUAUCAUAGACAUUAUAUAGAUAUCUGACGUUUUGCUUUCCAAUACCUUGCAAAAUCGAACUCUAUGCAUGUUACUGAAUUGGGAGAAGCGGUUCAACAUCAUUUUGGGAAUUGCUCAAGGACUACUUUAUCUUCACCAAGAUUCAAGAUUGAAGAUUAUUCGUAGAAACUUGAAAACAAGCAACAUUUCUACUUUAUGAUGAGAUGAAUUCUAAAAUAUCAGACUUUGGUUUGUGGCUAUAUGUCUCCAGAGUAUGCAUUGGAUGGAUUUUUCUCAGAAAAGUCUGAUGUCUUUAGCUUCAGUGUUAUGGUACUUGAGAUCACCAGUGGGAAGAUGAACACUAGAUUUUAUCAGUUUGACUGAACUCUGAGCCUUCCAAGUCAUGCAUAGAAGCUGUGGAAAGAAGACAAGGCCUUGGAGUUGAUCGACCAGACACUAAGUGAAACAUGCAACAUAAACGAAUUUUGGAGGUGUGUAAAUGUUAGGUUGUUGUGUACAAGAAGACCCAAGUGACCCUCACACCAUGGCAAUUGCAGUUCUGCUCAGUAGUGACUCGACAACAAUGCCCGUUCCUAAAGAACCAACUUUUGUUGUAAAGAGGGACCUUUCUAAUACAACUUCUUCUUCUAGCAAGGCUGAAGCCUCCUGGAAGAAUGAGCUCCUAGCAUCCAUAGGAGAAGGUCGAUAGCUAAGGAGGAGAUCGAAUGAAUCCUUUGCCCUUUCCUUAGUUUACUAAGUUUUGUCCAUCUGAUGUUCUAUUCUGGUUCUCCUAUCCAUCAACUGUAUUUGUGUAUAGAACUUUUUUCAAUAUCAUGGUUUGAAUUGAGCCUCCUGUAUAUGGUGCAGACUACCAAUAAAUUGUCCAAUUCUUAA